This is a messenger RNA of Aspergillus homomorphus CBS 101889, 2115 nucleotides long. RefSeq names its product putative siderochrome-iron transporter Sit1 (gene sit1). Bases 405 to 2111 code for a protein of 568 amino acids. Gene Ontology annotation, molecular function: siderophore-iron transmembrane transporter activity. Gene Ontology annotation, cellular component: endosome; vacuolar membrane. NCBI's taxonomy places the organism in Eukaryota, Fungi, Ascomycota, Eurotiomycetes, Eurotiales, Aspergillaceae. The transcript has 12 exons. The record is from RefSeq and is a predicted model, not a curated record. Gene Ontology annotation, biological process: transmembrane transport; intracellular iron ion homeostasis.
CAAGACUUCUGUCCGUCCCAUUCCAGACCUCUCGCUAUAGGUUUCCACGAUAAUCUAUAUCGACAUAACUCAAUGGCGCCUUGCUCCCUGGAUUUCUUACUGUCUCGAAGCACGGAUUUCUAUGAGAUCAACUCGGAAAUGACAACCGCCAGCACACAUCAGGGAACCCACCUCCCGCGGACAUUUGACCCGAAUGUCAUGCUAGAAUCGAAACCAUACCGCUCCAAUUGCCGGGAAUUCAUUGCUCAAUAGAAUGUCGAGCCUUUUCCAACAACGGACAUCCCCAGCAUGACGAUGACCCCUCGUUAUCAUAUCCUCCGCUACUUAAACACUUCCUGCUCAAGCUUGACCCCAAUAACUUAACAUCACGGCAACGAAAAUCCACCUGAACUCUCUACCUGACGAUGUCUACUCCGAAGUCCGCCCGCGAUGCAUCUCGACAGACUUCUGGGGAUCUCCCCACCGAGUCUUCCGAGAUAGGCAACGUCGGUGUGAAGAGAAUGGAGGCCCUCUAUGAAUUCCUUUUUCCUGGCCUUCGUGCCAUAGUCUUCGUCGGCCUCUUCUUAGUUGCCUACGUUUACGGUCUGGAUGGUCUAGUGCGGAGCACAUAUCAGCCUUACGCUACAGCCUCGUAUAGAAGCCACAGCCUACUUGCGACCGUUGAUAUCCUGCGAGCUGUCAUUGCAGCAGCGAUUCAGCCAACUGCAGCCAAGAUCGCGGAUGUGUUUGGGAGACCCGAACUGAUCGUGCUAUCGAUCGUGUUCUAUACCGUCGGUACUAUCGUCGAGGCUUGCUCGAGGACCGUUGAACAAUUCACCGCAGGCGCAGUGCUAUACCAGGUUGGCUAUACAUCUAUUGUGCUACUCGUCGAAGUUCUUGUCGCCGACUUGACGUCCCUUCGAUCUCGCUUGUUGCUCUCCUAUAUCCCUGCGAUCCCUUUUAUUAUCAAUACCUGGGUUAGUGGAAACGUUGCGGCAGCUGUUCUGCGCGCCACCAGCUGGCGUUGGGGGGUUGGAAUGUUUGCGAUAAUGUACCCUGCCUGCACGGUCCCACUGCUAGCCAUGCUGUUUAUUUGUCAGUAUCAUAUGAAGCGUUGUGGCGAUUUUAAUGGCCCUUGGGGACUUUCUUUCACAUGGUGCUGCGCCAGAGAAUUGUUCUGGUACAUGGAUGUGAUCGGCAUCAUCCUAUUAAUCGCGUGCCUAUCCCUGAUACUAGUUCCCCUCACCAUUGCAGGAGGCUUCAGCGGGCGAUGGAAACAGGCCAAAGUGAUUGCGCCUCUGGUAAUGGGGUUUCUAUGCAUCCCCGCGUGGGUUCUUUGGGAAAGAACAUGCAAGCACCCCUUGGUGCCGUUCAAGCUGCUCAGAGACCGAGCUAUCUGGGGAUCCUUAGGAAUCGCCGUGAUGCUCAAUACAGCCUGGGCAAUGCAAGGAGAAUAUUUGUAUACGGUUCUCGUCGUCAGUUUUGACGAGAGUAUCAGCAGUGCGACAAGAAUCCACUCGCUCUACAGCUUUGCCUCUGUCAUUACUGGUUGUCUGCUGGGGUUUGUUGUAUACGGAGUGAGACGACUCAAACCUUUCAUCGUUGCAGGUACCCUUUCAUUCAUGGUCGCGUUUGGUAUAUUGAUCUAUUACCGUGGGGGGCACGCUGGAUCAAGCCAUUCAGGUAUCAUAAGUGGGCAAGUUAUUCUAGGCAUUGCUGGUGGGCUCUUUCCAUACUCCGCGCAGGCAAGCAUCCAGGCUGCUACCAAGCAUGAGCAUCUCGCCGUGGUCACCGGUCUCUUCAUGGCCUGCUACAACGUCGGCAGCGCUGUUGGGGGAACCAUCUCGGGGGCAAUCUGGACUCAAGUCCUACCUAAGCAGCUCGAAACCCGCCUGGGCAACGCCACGUUAGCGGCCGAGAUAUACGCAGAUCCGUUCACAUUCAGCCAGCUUCACCCCAUCGGAACAGCAGAUCGGGAUGCGGUCGUCGACGCGUAUAAGCAUGCGCAAAUGCUGCUGUGUAUUACUGGUCUUUGUCUGACCGUGCCGCUAGUUGCGUUCGCUCUCUGCACCCGCAAUACAGUCCUCACACGUGAGCAGAGCCUUGAAAAUGCUGAGGAGUACUCGGAGUAGGAGG